AUGGCCCAGUUCUCCGAAAAAAUUAUAAUGGGCGCGCCAUUCGAAACAACCGACCGAUAUACCGAAUUGACCCCGGUGGGAAUGGGCGUCUCGGGGCUAGUCUGCUCUGCCAUAGAUCAAAUCUCUCGACAAACCGUCGCCGUGAAAAAGCUCAGCGAACCUUUCAAAACGGACAAUAUCGCGAAGCACAUGUACCGCGAGGUCAAGCUGUUAAAGCAACUGCAGCACGAGAAUAUCAUCCACUUGAAAGACAUUUUCAUUUCACCAUCUGAAGAUAUCUACCUUGUCACGGAUCUCAUGGCAACAGAUCUUCACACACUUUUGAAAACAAAGAAAGUAGACGAGCAGUUCACUCAAUACUUUGUCUAUCAAUUGAUGCGUGGUCUGAAAUAUGUGCAUUCUGCGGGCGUCGUCCACCGCGAUCUCAAACCAAGCAAUAUUCUCAUCAACGAAAAUUGCGAUCUAAAAAUAUGCGACUUUGGCUUGGCUCGUGUCCAGGAGAUUCAAAUGACCGGAUACGUCUCGACAAGGUAUUACCGUGCGCCAGAGAUCAUGCUCACGUGGAGGAGAUAUAACGAGAAAGUCGACAUCUGGAGCGCCGGCUGCAUCUUCGCCGAAAUGAUCUUGGGCAGCCCUAUAUUCCCCGGCAAAAAUCAUAUCAAUCAGUUUAUGGUCAUCACCCAGAUGCUGGGUAGUCCCCCGGAAAGCGUGGUUAACAAUAUCACCAGUGAGAAUACUCUGACUUUCCUCCAAUCCUUACCGGACAAACCUCGUCAGUCGUUAGCAAAGGUCUUGCCCAAGGCCAACACCAAGACAAUCGCACUCCUGGACAAAAUGCUCCAACUCGACCCAGACGAACGAAUCACUGCAGCAGAAUGUCUCAAAUCUGAAUAUCUGGAGCCAUACCACGAUCCAGACGACGAACCUUCCGCGAUAGAAAAAUGCGACUGGGCCUUCCUGGAAGCUGAUCUGCCCGCUGACAUGUGGAAGACUGUCAUGUAUUCGGAAGUUUUGCGAUAUCACGAGAAAGGAAGUGGAUCUACCUCGAUGGCAACUAGGCUCAUGCCGCAACUGCCAAUUGAAGAACAAUUCAAAGUAGACGGACAACUUCAAGGGGAUGGGAUGGAUUGGAUUGCCACAGGCAGUGCUUGA
Messenger RNA from Penicillium waksmanii, 1152 nucleotides. RefSeq lists its product as uncharacterized. Gene Ontology annotation, cellular component: nucleus; cytoplasm. The record is from RefSeq and is a predicted model, not a curated record. Gene Ontology annotation, molecular function: ATP binding; MAP kinase activity. Gene Ontology annotation, biological process: osmosensory signaling pathway; cellular response to oxidative stress; protein phosphorylation. The transcript has 8 exons. Lineage: Eukaryota; Fungi; Ascomycota; Eurotiomycetes; Eurotiales; Aspergillaceae. The coding region runs from base 1 to 1152 and encodes 383 amino acids.